This is a messenger RNA of Scophthalmus maximus (turbot), 3406 nucleotides long. Its product is annotated as monocarboxylate transporter 7. The transcript is spliced from 6 exons. Lineage: Eukaryota; Metazoa; Chordata; Actinopteri; Pleuronectiformes; Scophthalmidae. Gene Ontology annotation, molecular function: monocarboxylic acid transmembrane transporter activity. Gene Ontology annotation, biological process: transmembrane transport; monocarboxylic acid transport. The record is from RefSeq and is a predicted model, not a curated record. The coding region runs from base 252 to 2003 and encodes 583 amino acids.
CUGUUCCUGUUCGUUGAAGCUCCCUCUCUUUCAACUCAUCUGCCUGGUUAUCUACCCAUCUGACUGUAAGCUUAAAUGUUUUUGAAAAUGAAACGGCAUCUUGCUAUUUUUGUGCAUCUCCAUUUGGGUCCUCUGCCUGCGGGGCUAACAGUUAUUCUGAUGGACACACCAAGACACACAUGGACUGUAGUGGAGAAAAACAGAAGGUUGGAAAAUUCUAAGGAGCCAUGAAGAGAAUAAAAGCCUAAUUUAUGGUACUGUGUAGAGCCAAGGUACCACGUUUCUUGGGGCCCAACGUGUACCCAGAGGCCCCUGAUGGAGGCUGGGGAUGGAUGGUGGCUGUGGCCUUCUUCUUGGUGGAGGUUUUCACGUAUGGCACCAUCAAGAGCUUCGGCAUCUUUCUCCAGGACCUGAUGGGGGAGUUUGGAGAGACCAACAGUCGUGUCUCCUGGAUUGUUUCCAUCUGCGUCUUUGUCAUGACCUUCAACGGUCCUCUCUCCGCUGUGAUGACUAACCGCUUUGGCUUCCAACCUGUUGUCAUGAUUGGUGGAUUGCUCAUUUCCUCGGGUACCAUCGCCACCAGCUUUACCAGCUCCGUCAACCAAAUGUAUAUCACCUAUGGAUUAGUUGCAGGUCUGGGCUACUGUCUGACCUUCUUGCCCACUGUGACCAUCUUGUCCCAGUACUUCUCACGCCGACGGUCUCUGGUCACAGCCAUAGCUUCCACGGGAGAGUCCCUGUCCAUGUUUGCCCUGGCGCCAGCCUUUUCUGCACUGAGGGACCGUAUUGGCUGGCGACGUACCAUGGCAUUGAUAGGAGCUUUGCAAAGCACCAUCAUCAUCUGUGGGGUUCUGCUUCGGCCAAUCAUUCUCAAACCCAGAUCAUCCCCAAAGGAGUUGGAAGUACUCGGUGCACAGGAGAAGGCAGAGGGUACGAACUCAGAGGACUCUGUAACAAACAGGACCUCACACGCGCCAGAUGCUUCAUACAGCCUGGACAAUGAGCUAACCAGAGGCUCUAUGAGCACCGGAGACUCUGGUGUCCAGUCUCUAUACGGCGCAGAAAACGGCAGCGCAGAGGAAACGACUUUACAGCAGAUAUUUGCGGGAAACGGUGAGGCAGAAAAUAAAGAACCUGCAACUGAGGAGGAGAAACGAGAAAGGGAAAACAAGGAAAAUAAAUCCGGUGGUGAAAGGUUAUCUGCAAAGAUUUCAAAGCUUCUCGAUUUCUCCAUCCUCAGAGAGUGCAACUUCAUUUUAUAUUGUCUGUUUGGGCUGUUCGCCACACUCGGCUUCUUCGCCCCUCAACUCUACAUCAUCGAGCUGAGUGUGAGUCGAGGUGUGGAGCGGGACCGCGCCACCUACAUGCUCUCCACCAUGGCCGUGGCUGAAAUCUUUGGCCGAUUCUCCAUCGGGGGGAUCCUGACGCGUAGGCAGUUCAGGAAGAAGAAGCUCCUUGUUCUUCUGGUGUGUGUAAUCAUGAUGACUGUGGAUCUGGUGGGAUUCACGUUGGUUACGGAAUUCUAUGGCCUGGCUGUGUGCUGCGCUUUUUAUGGCUUCUUUAUGGGGACACUAGCGUGCACCCAUAUCCCCAUACUGGCUGAGGACGAUGUGGUAGGCAUAGAGAGGAUGUCUUCGGCUGCUGGUGUCUAUGUGUUCAUACAAAGCUUUGCUGGGCUGGCUGGACCCCCACUCGGAGGUGUGCUGGUGGAUGUGACGAAAAACUACGGCUCCGCCUUCUACUCCUGUACAGUCGGCAUGGCACUGAGUGCUGUGUUCCUUGGUUUGGUAAAACCUGCCAAGCGAGGAUUACUCUGUAGGAAGAGGAACUCGAAACACCCUGAAGACACAGAGGUACGGAGAGUGGACUCAGAGGAACAGAGUGGAGCCGGCAGCCCUAACGACAGCCCUGACGCAGAAGUCAACUCUGACCACGAGGGGGCCACGGGAGACAUCCAGGAGGUUAUACGCUUUGCUUCAGCUGCUAACUGCAGAUAUGGAUAGCAAAAGGGUCAAGCCAUACAGGUGUAAAAGGCUUUCCAAAGACUACUGCUGCCAGAGUGCUGAAGUGACAAAGACAAAUGAAGAAGACCAAUGUUGAAUAUAUGCCGCUGUAGAUCUGGUUUCUGAGCACAAUCUUGAGAACCUUUAGAUUACUAUAAGAAGUAGUAAUCAUGCUUUACACACUGAACAGUGUUUUUUUUGUUUUUUUUACCAGAGUCAAGACUUAAAGUUAGAAUGAGUGACUUUUAAAUUGGCUGUAAGUAAGUAAGCUUUUGAUAUCGUACUGUUUUAUUGAAGUAGUGAGAAAUAUUGCUGCUAGGUGUGAACCUGUUCCAAAUGGACCAUGAGUGGUGCAUUGUGCUGCUGGAGGCGCCAUUACCACUUUCAACUAGUUACCUGACGGUGAUCGAUACCGUAAAACGGUGAAGCAAAUGUACUGUAGCUGCAAGAACAAUAAAUUGCACAGAUUCACACAGAAUCUGUUUUAGAAAUGCAUAAAUCUCAGGAGUAUGUGAUUUAAAAGUUAAUUUUUUUAAUCAAACUGUCAACAUGCUAACAAUACACUUUCAUGUUCAAUGGCAAUAAUGAAAGUGAUUUGAACCUGUGAAUUGUGUGCAAUGUAAUGUGUUCUUUAUGAAAUGCUAUUGUAUGUCAUAUUUUCACUGCAAAAUAUGAUAUAAAAAAAGAUCUGUUACACUACAAUAAGCUUUUAUAGUUGCUAUCAUUCAAAUGCAUCAACCUUUAACAGCUCAAACAGAAAGCUUAGAGGCGAAUAAAUAUUUAAUGAGUAGAUGUGAAGUGUCCCAACCCAGUUCACCCCAUAUUCGUGAUAUAUUAUCUUUAAUAUACAUAUAGUAUACUUAGUUUACAUGAAGAAAAAAAAACCCAACAUGACUGAACCCCUUUUUGUGAUUGGGUCUGAAACCAGAAAACAUUUUUUUAUACUUGAUGGUCUUAAUAUGAAGCGUCUCUACUUCCACAUGUGGUUUAUUACUAUGGUUAGCCAAUAAAUGUCAAGUUUAAAAAAACAUAAGAUUCUGUUUCAUACCAAAGAGCAGCAGAACUCUUAAAGAGAAAAGUGUUGCAAGAUAUCCAUAAAAGCUGGCUACAUGUAUUUUGAUGUCCCAUUCUUCUCAAUUAUUUCCAGCUCCUAUGUUCAUUCAUUGAAACGUGCUUAGGUCAUCUUUUUUCCAGUAUGUCUAGGCAACUGUGGAGCCAAAGUUUAGAUGCAUGAAAGGCUUCAGUCGGUUUUGGAAUGUAAAGUGCGGACUGAGGGGCAGAGGCCUCAUCUGGUCUGGAUGCCGGUUUCUGAUCCUCCUCCAUCCAGUGCAGUAAAGCCUAAUGAACGCAGAUAAACAUUCAUUCAAUUUGAAAAAAUAAAUAAAAAUCCAAGUGAAUCUGAA